Molecule: messenger RNA, 1266 nt
Organism: Eurytemora carolleeae
Lineage: Eukaryota; Metazoa; Arthropoda; Copepoda; Calanoida; Temoridae
Product: transmembrane protein 145
Exons: 15
Coding region: 37-1266 (409 amino acids)
Biological process (GO): response to pheromone; G protein-coupled receptor signaling pathway
Source: RefSeq, a predicted model, not a curated record
UAUUUAACAAACAAAUUCCUGAGAAAAAAAGAUAUCAUGGUUCGAAUACUGAGAGGGGUUCUAGUGCUGUAUUUGCUGGUGGAGCGAGGGUUCAGCAAGUAUAUGGAAGGGGAGCUGAAGACAGGGGAGAACUGGGCUUUCCUAGCUAGGUUCUGCUUUCUCUCUCUAGAGGGGAAAUUCGAGUACGAUAUUGAGUAUGCAGAGGAGUACGAGGUACAAAAUCUGGAUCUGUAUUAUGAUACAGACACACAAUGGCCCCUGGUGUACGGAUCCAGUUCAAACCUAACUUCGUGUCAGGAGAAGGAAGCUGUUCUCCAGGUUGAGAAUAACCAGUUUAUAAACCUGACAACUGAGGUUGUGAAUUUCCGAACAGCACGUGAAAGAUGGUGGUUUGUGGCGAUAUCUAACUGUAGGUCAGCCAAGGGGCUCAAUCUCAGGUACAAGCUAUGGCUGACUAACGGAGAUCGAGGAGAUUUUUUCCACCAUCAUUUCUCAGCUGACGAGUUCUACAUUCUUCCAAUCCUAUUAGGCUACGGAGGUUCCAAUCUUAUUCUUCUUCUCUUCACUUUCAGGACUGCAGUUCAACUACGAAGUAGACAACUUCUUCAUGUGACAUAUAAACUCUUCUUUUCUUCAGUUCUUCUCCAGGGUUUUGGCAUCUUCCUGUUAAGUUUAUCCUACCUAUCCUACGGUAUGAACGGACAUGGACUACCCUUUAUGAAAACCAUGGGACGGAUCUUGGAGUCAACUUCAGAGAUCAUGUUCAUGCUUCUUAUUAUACUCCUUGCUAAAGGGUACACGGUCACAAGAGCUCGAUUACGACAAUGGGCGUCCAUCAAAGUAACAGUGUUCAUAUGCGCCUACAUACUUUGCUACAAGGCUGUAUUUGUAGCUGAGCAGUUGUACUUUGAUCCUGGGUCCGUUCUGUACCUGUAUGAGAGUGUUUGGGGAUAUAUUCUCGUCAUUCUUAGGAUUAUCGGGUGGAUUAUGUUCAUAUAUUCUACAUUCUUCACCAUUAAACAUUACCCAGAGAAGGGAGGAUUUUACUAUCCAUUUUUCUGUUUCUACACCCUUUGGUUUGUAUCUGGACCGAUUAUAAUUGUUCUGGGGAACAUGUAUAUUCCGAAGUGGGUGCGGGAGAAGGUAGUUUGUGGUGUAGAGCAUGGAAUAUGCCUUCUAGGACAUACUGUCUUCCUAAUCCUAACUAGACCAUCUGCUCAUAACAAGAACUUUCCAUAUCAUGUCAGAACAACGCAGGUUAAAUAA